AUGGCAAGACAGCUAUGGAGGAAUUAUGGGAUGAAUAUACCACCUAUCCCCAAACUGGAGAAAUAUCCAAUGCACCGUCAACUGCAUUCAGAUUCAAGUAUUAUGGGGAAUAUGAACUACAAGCCCAAGAUGUCAUAUCCUGAGACUAUGAUAGAUUUUUGGAGCAGCCAAGAUACCAUUAACAAACAACAAGCAGCUCUCACCAUCCUGGCCACCUUGACCCCUUCCAGGAUAAUGUGGUACCAAAUAGACCCCAAAGAUAUGUUUAUAACUAUUUUAAAGGGGACCAACAAAGUGCAACUAUUGAAUGCUGCAUGGAAAGAUCCAUGCUUCAAGGAGAAGAGCAAAGAUGAGAAUGUUACUAGGGAAAAACAUCUGUCACUCACCUCAGCUGUGUCCAUGGGCCCAGACAUGCCAUUCAAACCAGUAUUUGGAUCAUUCUUCCCUGAAAACCCAAAAGAACCAACACUGUCAUCCUUGUCUAGUGUGAGGAAUAUUAGGAGCAUCCAUGAACCAAGUAUCAUCAAAGAAGAGUCCCAGCAGCCUCCUGAGUCCACCAGCAAUCAAUCUGCUCAAGAAGAGGAGCCUAACCUGGAAGGCAAUGCAGUGGUCAGAACUCAACCAGAAAUAGCAGACAAACAAAGGAGGACAAGCUGGCACUCAGCCAAAGACUACAUAUCUCCAGAUGAUCUGAGGACUGUCAAGCAAGACAAAGAAGAAGAGGGCCUAGAGGAUGACAGGGUGAAAGGGGUGAGUGUGGAGAGCAUGGAGAACAAAGUAGAGAAGGACCGAGAGGAAGAAGAGGUGAUAACGGUCCCCCUGGUGACAAUGGCUCACCAGGCCCUCCUGGUGAAGAGGCUGGCUGUGGGCACCUGUGGAAUAGUGAGCGGGCUAAAAGGCGAACCUCAAAAACCCACACACACACUCACACAACUACACAAACUACAAUCACCCUUGAACUUUUACAGGAAGGUCAUUCACUGGCGUGAUGCAACCUUCAAGGCAGAUUUGAGUUAUAAUACACAAGGGACACUGAUCCUGACAGAAACAGAGGCAAUACAUGCUGAAACUUUAGCAAGCACUGACUUAGCCUGCUCACUACACAACUUACCACCUUCAACACAUGCACGGGAACUCAGGGGCUCAAAACUUGGCUUCUACCUACUGUCUAGGCACACGGAACUAUCAGUCCUGGCAUAUGUCAUUCAAGACUUCUUUCUUGGAUUCACAGAGGCUUCUCGUAGACAUGGCAACAAGUACGAUGCGUCACAGUUAGCGAGCGUGCUAAGUACUCUCAGUGUCAUUGCAAUCUUCAAGGUUUUAUCUAGCUCCCGCGAGCGUGCUUGUAAGUUAGAGCCUAAGGCAUUGGGUAUAGGGUUUGGCCUUCUCAUCAUGCAUGCCCGUCAGGCUGCAGUCGCAACACCGGGCCCCUGGGACCUCUGGGAGGGCAUGGACUGA
This is a messenger RNA of Desarmillaria tabescens, 1458 nucleotides long. RefSeq lists its product as uncharacterized. The coding region runs from base 1 to 1458 and encodes 485 amino acids. The transcript is spliced from 13 exons. The record is from RefSeq and is a predicted model, not a curated record. Lineage: Eukaryota; Fungi; Basidiomycota; Agaricomycetes; Agaricales; Physalacriaceae.